CCUGGGCACCUGCGUGCCGGGCUCUGCCGCGCACGCGCGUACGCCGAGCCAGACAGUUGGCGGUGUUGGUUCGCCCCAGCUGUCCCUCUCCUCACGCAACUCUGAGGCGCGCGACCCCGGUGUGACACCACGGCGCUUACGCGGUGCGGAGGGAGGCAGGGGCGCGCAGGCGCCGCAGGGGGAGUAAGGCCGCGCAGGCGCGGACGGCGUUGGUUGAAGAAGACCUUCAGCGUUGCCCUAGCGGAGUACCUGCUCUCUGGGUGCAGAUAUGUGUAACACACCAACUUACUGUGACCUAGGAAAGGCUGCCAAGGAUGUCUUCAACAAAGGAUAUGGGUUUGGCAUGGUCAAAAUAGACCUGAGAACCAAGUCAUGUAGUGGAGUGGAAUUUUCUACUUCUGGUCAUGCUUAUACUGAUACAGGGAAAGCUUCAGGCAACCUAGAGACCAAAUAUAAGGUCUGUAAUUAUGGACUUACCUUCACCCAAAAAUGGAACACAGACAAUACUCUUGGAACAGAAAUCUCUUGGGAGAAUAAGUUGGCCGAAGGGUUGAAACUUACUCUUGAUACGAUAUUUGUACCGAACACAGGAAAGAAGAGUGGGAAAUUGAAGGCCUCCUAUAAACGGGAUUGUUUCAGUCUUGGCAGUAAUGUUGAUAUAGAUUUUUCUGGCCCGACCAUCUAUGGCUGGGCUGUGUUAGCCUUUGAAGGUUGGCUUGCUGGCUAUCAGAUGAGUUUUGACACAGCGAAAUCCAAACUGUCACAGAAUAAUUUCGCCCUGGGUUACAAAGCUGCGGACUUCCAGCUGCACACUCAUGUGAAUGAUGGCACUGAAUUUGGAGGGUCUAUCUACCAGAAGGUUAAUGAGAAGAUUGAAACAUCAAUAAACCUUGCGUGGACAGCUGGCAGUAACAACACCCGCUUUGGCAUCGCUGCUAAAUACAAGUUGGAUUGUAGAACAACUCUCUCUGCUAAAGUAAAUAAUGCCAGCCUGAUUGGACUGGGUUAUACUCAGACUCUUCGACCAGGAGUCAAACUGACCCUAUCAGCUUUAAUUGAUGGAAAGAACUUCAAUGCAGGAGGUCACAAGGUUGGGUUGGGAUUUGAACUAGAAGCUUAAUGAGGUUUUGAGUAAAACAUCAGAUUUCUCCCUGGAGAUGAAGAGAAAUGAACCCACUAUGUUUUGGCCUUAAAAUUCUUCUCUGAAAUUUCAAAAGUGUGAACUUUUUAUUCUUCCAAAGAAUUGUAAUCCUCCCGCACACUGAAGUCUAGAGAUCGCAAGUCCAUCCUAAGGGAGGUGCUGGAAGGCAUGCCUGGAAGUUGUCAUAUUUGUGCCACAUUUCAGUUCAGUUCCACAGUAUUAUUUUAAAUGUGAUCCUCAGCGACAAUGUAGUGUCGUGUUAUAAAGGAAAUAACCCGAUCCUCCAGUUUGUACAUCACGUCCUGCAUGUCCCGCACUACUUUUUCAUGACCUUUUAAUAUAUUGAUCUCUGUGCUGUAGUGGAGUCUUUGGUUUAUUAGCAUCAGAGCAAAAUAAAAUAAACCCAUCACAUUUGAAAGUAGUCACUCA
Molecule: messenger RNA, 1570 nt
Organism: Pteronotus mesoamericanus
Lineage: Eukaryota; Metazoa; Chordata; Mammalia; Chiroptera; Mormoopidae
Gene: VDAC3
Product: voltage dependent anion channel 3
Exons: 9
Coding region: 269-1120 (283 amino acids)
Biological process (GO): monoatomic anion transmembrane transport
Cellular component (GO): mitochondrial outer membrane
Molecular function (GO): voltage-gated monoatomic anion channel activity
Source: RefSeq, a predicted model, not a curated record